AUGUUUCGCAACCGAACAAAUACGAAAAAACCAGCUGGGCUCGAGGAAUUCAAGGCCUCGUUCCCGCAUCUUGGACAGCGCUCGCAUUCGGUUGCGGGCCCGCCAGGCCAUAGCCUCGCAGACGCUCUUGAUGUUGCCCACCCUUCUCGAAAUCUCAACGACCACGAGGACAUCAAAGAUCAGGACCCAACCCCGCGCGGAAGCAACGAACCCUGGAGGUUUACCCCCUCGCUGCUCGACCCCAACAGCUUCGCCUUCACCUCGUUCGCCAAUCAGCCUCCGGGCUAUUACACGCCAACCCCCGGCGGCACCAACACCCUCUAUCACAGCCAGGCCGGCGACCUGCACACGCCAGGCUUCAGCUUCGGAUUGGGCACUCCCUUGUCUCUCCCCACUUCAGAGGGUGCCCUGCACGCAGGCCAGACGGUGCCCAGCCAACUCCACCAUGGCUUCACUCCGCACGCCUUGGGCGCCCACCACUUCCAAAAUGUCAACCCGUUUGCCAUGCAGUCGCAACAUUCUCAGUCCUUUGCGCCGCAUCAAUUCACCCACCAGCCUUCCGCCUUCGACCAUGGGGUCAUGGCGCAGUCUCACGACGAGCCGUCCAUGGACAACAACAUGGUGCCAGAGAUGGAGAUGCAGGAACAAUCGCCGUUGAUUGGAUAUGCGCCCCAAGCCUACGGCAGUAACAUGGCUGCUCCGACAGCUACCCAUCUGCCUUCGGCACCCACGCAAAACUUCCGAUACCAUGUCACUCUAAAUGCGCCAACGGCUAUGAUUAAGCAAUCAGACGAGGUGCCCGUCACCUAUCUCAACAAGGGACAGGCCUACUCCAUCUCACUCGUGGAUACAGCGCCCCUCCAAGCUCCGUCCCUGUCACUCAGAUACAGGACUUUUAUUCGCAUUUCCUUUGAAGACGAACAACAAAGGCAGCGCCCUGCCGGCUGUUGGCAACUCUGGAAGGAAGGCCGAGGAACGAAUGAAGCGCAUCAGCGAGGCGGUCGUCUUCAAGCCGUCGAAUUCGUCGACCCAAGCCAAGUAGGCGGCGGAGAGGCUCAACAAGGGCGGCCCAGGGUCGAGCUCGAGUCCUCCUCAUUCGACGGGUUUGUCGUCAACUGGACACCAGCACACGCCACCGCACCCGAGUGCUCCCUUGCCGUACGAUUCAACUUCUUAUCCACCGACUUUAGCCACUCCAAGGGGGUAAAGGGGAUUCCCGUUCGGUUAUGCGCAAAAACAGAGCUGAUGACCGAGGCCGCUGCACCCCCGCAAGACACAUCAGGCCCCGAGCUUUGCUACUGCAAAGUGAAGCUCUUUCGCGAUCACGGAGCAGAGCGCAAACUUUCCAAUGAUGUCGCCCACGUCAAGAAGACCAUUGACAAGAUGAAGCAACAAAUUGCACAAGCAGAGUCGGGCAUGAAAGACUUUGGCAAACGUAAACGCAGUGGCUCCAUAUCGAAGAGCAGUGCUAAUGGCCGACCCGGAAAGGUCGCCAAACACAAGAGGACCUGGUCCUUGUCCUCGGCCAGUUCGAAUACUGGAGCCAGGCCUGCGGCGGAAGAGGAUUUGCACAUCAAAUUAGCAGCGCUACAGGACAUGUUUAGCUCCACGAGACCUGUCAGCGUCCUGUAUCUCAAGGGCGAUGAACAGGAUGAUCCGGACCUGCAUCCAGUACAAUUGUCCUCUGCUCCGUCGGAUCUUUCCAAGAUGGAGACGACGGUGGACGCACAAAUGUGGGAGGCCACAGGGUCACAGACUGCCGCGUCCUCUGCUGUAUCACCAACACCGAGCUCACAAUCCAUUACCUCUGAAAAGCGUCGAACAUCCUUCCAGCGGCCACAACCUUUCCAGCCACCAUCGCGCAUGCCAUCAAACGAAUGGCGGAACGUUCCCCAGACGGCUACCGGUGAUUUGAAGGCUAUGACUGCUAUCCAGGGCGGCGCUGAUGUCCCCACCAAGGUCCAACGACCCUACGCAGAUGAUCAUGCUUUAUCCGGAUGGAUCGAGGCUCUUGGGGUGGACCAGACUUAUCAACCACCACCCGAGCCUAUGCUCAAGCCAGUGGCUUGUUUCUUUGUGCAACCCAGAAUCGCCGGUCGACAAUCCGAUGACAACUAUUAUCGCGCCAUCUACCUCAUGGAACGCACCGUGAAAGAACUCGUCAGCAGCAUUGCUGUGAAAGCCAAGGUUGAGCCCACCAAGGUAACUCGGACGAUACGGAUCAACCAAAAAGGAUUGCAGAUUCUAAUGGACGAUGAAGCGAUUAACCGGAUCCCAGAACAACAAGACAUGACAGCCGAGUUCCAUGAAAUUGGAACCCCCCCAACACAAUCCAUGAAGCGAGAAUGGGACGCUGGACCUACUGAUGUCCAAGUUGAUGGCGAGAUCAAUGUGAUUGAGAACAUCCACUCGUCAGGCUACGAACUACGCCUCCUGUUCUAG
Molecule: messenger RNA, 2442 nt
Organism: Plenodomus lingam JN3
Lineage: Eukaryota; Fungi; Ascomycota; Dothideomycetes; Pleosporales; Leptosphaeriaceae
Source: RefSeq, a predicted model, not a curated record